CAAUAAUUAAUUAAUAACUGGUCCCAUUUCCCGCGAAACGCGAGUGGUCAACAAAACAGGGUUUCGCUUAAGAUUUCUGGUUUUACAGCAACCUUCUUUGACUUUCAUCAUGGUAAAAAGAAAAUGUCAGUCUUCAACACUCAAAGAAAAUAAUGGCUGUACAGUACCAGUAUUUCAUAACUUCACAGACGAGGACGUUAAGGAUGUGCGGGCCAGUCUUGUGACAUGGUAUGAGAAAAACAAGAGGGAUUUGCCAUGGCGGAGAAAUGCGACUAAAUCAGAUUUAAAUGAACGAGCUUAUGCUGUAUGGGUGUCAGAGAUUAUGUUGCAGCAGACACAGGUUGCCACGGUGAUUGAUUACUAUAAUAAAUGGAUGAAGAAAUGGCCUACACUGCAACAACUAGCUGGUGCCACACUUGAGGAAGUGAAUGAGAUGUGGUCAGGACUAGGUUAUUAUUCUAGGGGUAGACGUUUACUUGAAGGAGCUAAAAAGGUUGUUGAUGAGUUUGAUGGUGAAAUGCCGAAAGAUGCAGAUGGUUUGUUGAAACAUUUACCAGGUGUUGGUAGAUAUACAGCUGGAGCUAUUGCUUCUAUAGCUUACAAUCAGGCAACAGGUCUGGUGGAUGGUAAUGUAAUUCGUGUUUUAUGUAGACUACGAAUGAUAGGUGCUGAAAGUAACAAUCAAGUUGUCACGGAUACGUUAUGGUCAUUGGCAAACAGUGUUGUUGAUCCAGAUAAACCAGGAGAUUUUAAUCAAGGUUUGAUGGAGCUUGGAGCAACAGUAUGCACACCAAAAUCACCAGAAUGCUCCACCUGUCCACUGAAAAAUAAUUGCAGGGCAUUUAAGCAGGUUGAAAAAGAUAAAUUGGAAGCAGCAGACAAACUUGGUACAAGAAAAGCAGAAACAGAAAUAGCCGACAUAGAAUGUUUGACAACUGGUUGUCAACUUUGUUUACCUGCUACAGAAGUUUAUGAUUCCAGUAUUGGUGUUAUGAAUUAUCCCCGGAAAGGCAAGAAGAAAGCUGCGAGGGAAGAGUCUACUCUAGUUUGUAUCACCUGUAAAAAUACUAACACAGAAGAUGAAUACCUUGUAACACAAAGACCUGAAAAAGGGUUAUUAGCAGGAUUGUGGGAGUUUCCUAGUUUACAGUGUAAUACCACACAAGCAGGGGAAACCGAGGCAUCUUGUGACAAUAUCUUACAACAGAAUGGUGUUAUAGUUAAAGGACAGCAAACAUUCAAAAACUGCGGUGAGGUUGUUCAUAUAUUUUCUCACAUUCAUCAAACAUACAUGGUAAAAUGUCUGACUGUGAAUGAGUCUAACAUCACACUAGAGGACAAGUCUAAAUGUAAAUGGGUUACCAGGCAACAGUUUAUGGAAGCUGCAAUUUCUACAGCUAUGAAAAAGGUUUUUAAAGCAUAUGAAGGGGCUGUAAAUGAAAACAAGAAAAAAAGUUCAGUGACAAAGUUGAAGGGGAAAGAAGACAAGAACCAGAAAUCUAUCCAGGCUUUCUUUAAACCAAAGGUUUCCUGACAGAAAUAUUUGCUAGAAUAUACACUCUAAGUUUCUCUGGAAGAAACUCAAAAACUUUCAUAUAAUAUGUAUAAACUGGUUUUUAUUUUUUACCCCUGAAGACCUUCGGAACGUAUUAUGGUAUGCUAUCUUUGACGGAUUUCAAUAAUAGUGUUUAUAUAUGGCAUGUAAUUAUGUUUUAUUGGAAUAAGGUAAUGUUCGAUUUUGCCUGCAGUCAACUCAUUAAUAGAGUUAUGCCCCUUCUUAUAAACAAUCUGAAGUGAAAAUAUUGGUUUCCUCAAAUUAACUUAUGAGGGAUAUCAGAGAUUGUGUUUAUAUUUGGCAUUUAAGUAUGUUAUAUCAAACAUGUUUUUGGCUGCAAUCAACUCGUUAAUAGAGUUGUGCAAUUUUUUAAGUGAAAUUGGUUUCUGCAUAAUAGCUUUUGAAGGAUUUUGGUGAUUGUGUUUAUACACAUGUAUUUGGCAUGCAAUUAUGUUAUAUCAAAACAGGUCAAGUUUGAUUUUGGCUGCAAUCUAUCACUGCAUUUAUAGAGUUAUGCUCUUUUUAAAGCAAUUUGUGAGUUAAAUAAUGGUUUCAGCAGCAAAAAAAACCUUUGGAAGGAUUUCAAUGAUUCUAUGUUCGGGUAUGUAUGUUAUCAAAACAAAGUUAUGUUCGAUUUUCAUUGCAAUCAAAAUUAUUGGUAGAGUCGUUGCACUUUUUCUGCCUAUAAAACUCUGAAAUUACUGAUUUGUAAAAUAAUUUCAAUACACUUGUUUGGAUUUGGCAUGCAAAUAUUUAUAUCAAAACACGUGUCCGGUUAUAUUUUUUCUGGAAUCAGUUAAUUUGCAACCUUGAUUUAAUUGAUUUCAUUUAAUGAAAUUGUUCAAUUAACUACAAUUACUUAUCAUUAGGUUAGGUUGUUACCUAGACAAAAAAAUUAGACUGUUUUAAUUUUUGAUAGAAAAGUCAUAAUGUCUUUUCUUGAGGCACAUUUUAUAUAUGAUACCUUCUUGUAAAUUAUCGUCAGGUAUAUAUUGCCCCACCUCAACAGAGCUCAAUCUUGUUAAUGAAUUCUGGUAAACUAUUUGUUUAUAAGAUAUGUUAUAUUGUACAUCAGGAUUUUAUUAAAAAAAGAAGUAUUUAAGUUUUUGUUCUGUUCUGUUCUGUCAAUGAAAUAAAACUCAUGGUAAACUUUUUGCUUGUAAGCUGGUAUCUCCCUAACUACUGAAGGGAAUGGAAUGAAACUUAUCAUACAUUUUCACUGUGAUUUUUAACAUGAUUGGCACAGGUCCAAUAACUCCGAUUUACUUAUUU
Molecule: messenger RNA, 2827 nt
Organism: Ruditapes philippinarum (Manila clam)
Lineage: Eukaryota; Metazoa; Mollusca; Bivalvia; Venerida; Veneridae
Product: adenine DNA glycosylase-like
Exons: 15
Coding region: 110-1534 (474 amino acids)
Biological process (GO): mismatch repair; base-excision repair
Cellular component (GO): nucleus
Molecular function (GO): purine-specific mismatch base pair DNA N-glycosylase activity; 4 iron, 4 sulfur cluster binding; oxidized purine DNA binding
Source: RefSeq, a predicted model, not a curated record